GGAGUCCACCAAACCAAAAUCAGGACUCUCACAGAUUGGCUUUCACAUGGAAUUCUGAGGACUGGAUGGAAGCUCCUUGCAUCUCACGCCGCCCUGAUUUUUCCAGUGAAUUAUCACCACAUGCGUCUUGACUCUUGAGCAGUAUCAUUUACCAAAUUUUAUUUGCCAACUCACCAAUUUGGAGUGGACAAGCCCAGAAACGCAAACAGAAAUAUUAGGGUUCUGUCUAUAAAAUUUGAUAUAUUUUUUGGCAUGUGAUGACUGAUGGGUGGACCACUCACCCAUCAACCAGAACCACCAAAUAUUUUUCCUUUCCUAAAGCAGCUACAGGUGGUCACACCACCCGACAUAAUGCCAGCACUUCCAAGGCUCCAACCACUGUUUGCCACAUGCACAGGAUAAAAGCCAUGUCACAUAUGCUUAUCUUUCAUCUACCCAUUUUCACAAUGUGCAUUCUAUGAUAUAGCACUUUUUGCAGCUAACCCCAAAACCCAGAAAGAAGAGAAACAAAACCAGAAAGGAAAAGGUAUUGAAGGUUCAUACAUGAGUGAGGUUGCAGCUGGUAGUGCCUUCAUUCCUCGCCACCACCACCACUUGCCCCUGGGCAUAGGAAAAUGGAAGGAUCAGCUUGUCAAGCCCAACAGGCAGUGGCAUGUGGUGACUCAACCAAAGUGGCAGCCAGUGAUCAAGAACCAGAUGGUUAAGCCUUCUACUUACACUUCCAGAAUCUCCACUGAUCUCCCUCUCUAUGAGUCUCCUGGGGCUUUGUUUGAUGAAUAUCUGGAGGACAAGCCCAGAGUGUUCAAAGCAAUAUUUCCAGACAAAAGAAGAAGCCAACGAAUUAAUGAGGAAGAAUGGAGGAUUCAAAUGUUGCCCAUACAGUUCCUUUUCCUUACUGUGUGGCCAGUAAUAGACAUGAGAUUGAGAUGCAAAUCAAGAGGGAAAGAUUACCCACCUGGCGUUCCUCACAACAUCACAAAGGUUCUUGAGCUCAACAUUAUUAGAUGGGAGCUCCAAGGGCUUGAUGAUCUUCUCAAACCAUCUCAUUUUAGCCUAGGUGUAAAAGGAGCCUUGUAUCCAGAGAGACAGGCAAUGCAGAGCCGGCUUAAAGGUCAGCUAGAGAUGAGCAUAAGCUUUGUCCUUCCUCCUGUGCUUGCUCUGGUCCCUGAAGAUGGUCUCCGAAGUGUUGCAGAGUCGGUGCUAAAAAGAUUGCUGGAGAACAUGAAGCAUAAAGUUAAUGGAAGCCUGCUUGCAGACUAUAACGAGUUCAGGAAGCAGAAACUGAAGAAUCUAGUUUGAGCUUAUUGCUUGAUCUCCCUAUAAAUUCAUACCAGGCAAUAAAUUUUGAAAGCUGGAGUUCUUGCAUUUUCCAUCAACCCAGAUGAAGCUGACCAAAACUACAGAAGCAGGACAAAUUGCAGACAUGAUACAAAGGAUCCUGAAGAAUCUGCCACCUUGUAGAGAGAUUUCCUUUCUUUUAGCACUCGUUGAGUUGAACAUAUUCUUUUGAAGGUAGUUAUUCUUGAGAAAAUUGUGGUAUCAGAGAGCAUUUCUGGGGCAUCCCACUUCCAUAUGUAGAAUUUGAAUACCUGAAAUCAAUGGGAAGAAUAUCUUAAUUUCAA
Molecule: messenger RNA, 1622 nt
Organism: Vitis riparia (riverbank grape)
Lineage: Eukaryota; Viridiplantae; Streptophyta; Magnoliopsida; Vitales; Vitaceae
Exons: 5
Coding region: 544-1299 (251 amino acids)
Source: RefSeq, a predicted model, not a curated record